UCUACCAGAAACCGGUCCAAAUCGUUCCCCUUUCUAAGCGGUGCAGUGUGAGUUUGUGUUGCCAGAGUGCAUGCUACCGGGACAUCAUUCGGAACAGAUACCAUUCUUGAGGCUGCUACUGCUGCUCUGUGAGACCUGCUCUGUUUUAGUUCACCGACACCUAGGACCUCUCCGGUGUGAUCUACGCGACGCCGUCUCGUCAUGUCGCUAUUGAACGGUACCAGCUUUGCAGAAGGCGCCAUGUUGCAGCCGAUGGCACGCAUUGCCGCUGACAUGCCAAAACUGCUCGGAUGGAAUCUACCGGCUGAGGAGCAACACCUGGUGCACGAUCACUGGCGUGGGUUUCCGGCACCACCCUACUAUAUGCACCUGAUGCUGGCCAUGAUCUACUUCGUGCUCAUGAACACCUCCAUCAUCGGGAAUGGGAUCGUACUGUGGAUCUUCGGCACCUCAAAGUCACUGCGGAAUGGCUCGAACAUGUUCAUCAUCAAUCUGGCCGUGUUCGAUCUGCUGAUGAUGUGCGAGAUGCCAAUGUUCUUGGUGAACUCGUUCUCGGAGCGUUUAGUUGGGUAUGGUGCCGGAUGCUCGGUUUAUGCCGCUCUCGGCAGUUUGUCCGGUAUUGGUGGUGCUGUUUCGAAUGCGGUGAUCGCGUUCGAUCGCUAUCGUACCAUUUCGAACCCACUCGAGGGUCGGUUGAGUCGCGUACAGGCGGGUCUACUGAUCGCACUCACAUGGUUGUGGACGAUGCCGUUUACAUUGCUGCCGUUGUUCGAGAUUUGGGGUCGGUACAUUCCCGAGGGUUACCUGACGACGUGUUCAUUCGAUUAUCUAACCGACGAUCAGGAUACGCGCGUCUUCGUUGGGUGUAUCUUCGCUUGGGCGUACGUCAUUCCGAUGCUGUUCAUUUGCUACUUCUAUGGGCGGUUGUUCUCGCACGUGCGCCAGCAUGAACGUAUGUUGAAGCAUCAGGCGCGUAAGAUGAACGUCGAGUCGUUGACGGCGAAUCGCAGUGAACGAGCUCAAGCAGUUGAGAUGCGCAUUGCAAAGGCCGCUUUUACGAUCUUCUUCUUGUUCGUGUGUGCCUGGACACCGUACGCGAUCGUCACCAUGAUCGGUGCCUUUGGUGAUAGGACUAUGCUGACUCCGCUCGUCACGAUGAUACCCGCCGUUUGCUGCAAGAUCGUGUCCUGUCUAGACCCGUGGGUGUACGCCAUCAGCCAUCCAAAGUACCGCCAGGAGCUGGAACGUCGUUUGCCCUGGAUGGGUAUCAAAGAGCCAGAGGAUGGCGUGAGCUUGGCUGAGAGUAAGCAAACCGCGAUCGUCGAGCAGGUGCCAGCGACUGGUGGUGAUGGUGGUGCCGUUGCCAGCUAAACAAACACUCACUCUGGACACGUCCCUGAAAAAGGACGACCUCUAUGACCGACCGACUGCUGAAGUUUGAAGGAUGACGCUUUCCGGUACAGUACACUCGCUAGUUUGUAAGUCUCCCGUUGCUCGUGGGCCUAACCCGUCCUUGGGCGCAUGCAAAUGAACGAAAAAAAAACGCCCUUUACGCCCGGCCGUUUCCGGACGGUGGUGGUGUUUUGGGCGCGAAAAAACAAAUAAAC
Messenger RNA from Anopheles nili, 1607 nucleotides. It is a transcript of the gene Rh5, whose product is annotated as opsin-3. Gene Ontology annotation, molecular function: G protein-coupled receptor activity. The record is from RefSeq and is a predicted model, not a curated record. Lineage: Eukaryota; Metazoa; Arthropoda; Insecta; Diptera; Culicidae. Gene Ontology annotation, cellular component: membrane. Bases 202 to 1371 code for a protein of 389 amino acids. Gene Ontology annotation, biological process: visual perception; G protein-coupled receptor signaling pathway. The transcript has 3 exons.